Molecule: messenger RNA, 783 nt
Organism: Letharia columbiana
Lineage: Eukaryota; Fungi; Ascomycota; Lecanoromycetes; Lecanorales; Parmeliaceae
Exons: 1
Coding region: 1-783 (260 amino acids)
Source: RefSeq, a predicted model, not a curated record
AUGGCUACACCCAGUCAAGUCUUCCGCUAUACCUCUCUGCCCGCCGAGCUUCGAAACGCAAUCAUGGAAUACGCACUUGUCCCUGGCGAUGUCUACCCAUGCUUAACGGAAUCGAAGCCGACAUCCCCGAAGCCAUCUCGCAAGCUGCUCCGGACCGUCCUCAGUCACCCUCGCGCGGUGUUCAAAGUCAGAGUUGGAGGAGUGGAACACCAAGUCGCCACGAAGCAGCCGGGGUUCCAGCUCCUGAGAACGUGCAAAAAGGCGUACCAGGACGGUCACUACAUGUUCUACAGCAUGAACACCUUCCACCUACCCGCCGGAUCCGCUCGCGACGCGGAGGAAUGGUUCGACAACCUGAAGCCCGACCACAGAUCCCUGAUCAAGAGCGCCUGCAUGACCUUUCGCCUCGCGGACCUCACGCCCGAAGUCCUCGUCCAGAUGGACAAGAAAUGGCUCUGGGACCUCCCGCUGAAAACCCGCCAAGACGAGCGACGCAUGGUCUUCGAAGUCACAUAUCUGCUCUGCUGGCGCUUUUGGCUGGAGAAGAUAAGGUUUUUGCAGAAAUGGGAUACGCUGGACACGGUGUGUUUGGAAAAGGCGUGCGGUGAGACGUCCGUCUUUGACGGCGAUGCGUUCCGUGCCCUGGACGCAAAGGAGGAAAAGGUCCUUGUGGAUGUGGCGAGGGAGAAGGUGAAGGUUGAGCUCGAGGGCAUGGUCAAUGAGACGGGUUGGAAAGCUACGAAGAGGUGGCUGAUGACCCGCGGGCCUGCUUCUGGGGCGUAA